This is a messenger RNA of Gloeophyllum trabeum ATCC 11539, 312 nucleotides long. Its product is annotated as histone-fold-containing protein. Gene Ontology annotation, cellular component: nucleosome. NCBI's taxonomy places the organism in Eukaryota, Fungi, Basidiomycota, Agaricomycetes, Gloeophyllales, Gloeophyllaceae. Bases 1 to 312 code for a protein of 103 amino acids. The transcript is spliced from 4 exons. Gene Ontology annotation, biological process: nucleosome assembly. Gene Ontology annotation, molecular function: DNA binding; structural constituent of chromatin; protein heterodimerization activity. The record is from RefSeq and is a predicted model, not a curated record.
AUGUCUGGCCGUGGAAAGGGUGGCAAGGGCCUCGGAAAGGGUGGUGCCAAGCGUCACCGCAAGAUUCUUCGUGACAACAUUCAAGGUAUCACGAAGCCCGCUAUUCGUCGUCUCGCCCGUCGUGGUGGUGUCAAGCGUAUCUCGGGUCUUAUCUACGAGGAGACCCGCGGUGUUCUUAAGAUCUUCCUCGAAAACGUUAUUCGCGACUCUGUAACAUACACCGAGCACGCGAAGCGGAAGACCGUUACUGCUCUCGAUGUCGUCUACGCUCUGAAGCGCUCAGGGCGUACAUUAUACGGUUUCGGUGCAUAG